AUGCAAGCGCCGAUUGAGGAUGCCAACGAUCUGGCAAAACAGACAAAAAUCAAGUACGGCACAAGGAGUGGCGGCUCCUCUGCUGCCUUCUUUGCGAAAUCAAAUCAAUCAGUGUAUCAACGCAUGUGGCAGUACAUGUCAAGCCAAAAGGGUGUGAUGAUCAACAACGCAACAGAGGCGAUAGCUCGAGUUAAACGAGGCGGCUACGCUUACAUUCUCGAGUCAACAAUGAACGAGUACUUCACUCAACGCAAUUGUGACUUAAUCCAAAUCGGAGAUAAUCUUGACUCCAAGGGCUAUGGGAUCGGAUUUCCACAAGGUUCAAAAUACCGGGAUGCCUUCACAGAAGUCAUUCUACAGCUUCAGGCCUCACAGCGCUUGGAGCAGAUUCGCCACCACUGGUGGCGGUACUACAACAUUACCACCCCAUGUAGCGAAAAGGUAACUAAGAACAAAGACACCAGUUCGCUCGGAGUAGAACAAAUUGGCGGAUGCUUCGUUAUGAUCCUCAUUGGCCUUGGGGCCUCUGUUCUCAUCAGCUUGCAGGAGUUCUUAUACAAGGUCUAUCACCGUGUCACCAUUACCAAGCGUCCUUUCAGUGAGGAAGUGGCUCGCGAAUUCCGUUUCUCCAUGGCUCGUUCAAGCACUCGAGAUUUUGGUGCCGAAUCGGCGCUGCGUUUACCACCCCCACCACUACCCUCGCAAUGUCUACUUCCGUCGAAGGAGUGUCGUAUGGCAGCUUUGGCCUACGCACCCUGUCUCCCUGCCGUAGUCCGAACUUCUCCACCUGCUUCAGCAACGGGUACUGCGGGGAGUGUGCAGCCAGGAAUGAGACGCAGUCGAUCAAGCGAUUCUCGACGCCCCUCGGCUCUGGAAGUAGCGCGAAUGCAUCGACGAGCAUCAUGUCGGAGGUCAAGUUCACGCUAUGCACUGAAGAAUAGCCCGCAACCAUCGCAAGCCACCAGUAGUGAAGGUCCAAUCAAUUCCGCCAAUGCGAAUCCUGCCUUUAUUUCCGACUCGACCCGAAUCCUCCACCCGGUGAAUGGUGUUAGCGCUCCUGUUGAAAUUAACACGCAUCGUCUCAUGGCUGUAAGUGGACAGUCAAACGAUCUCCGUCGAUAUCCACCCCCACCACCACCAAUCCCUCAGAUCGGUUUUGUCGUCCGUGGCAAUGGUGAUACCUAUCCUCCACCUCUAGCUGGUCCAACUGGUAGAAGUUAUGGGGACAUCCGAGUAAAGAAAUUCACUUGUUGA
Molecule: messenger RNA, 1254 nt
Organism: Hydatigera taeniaeformis
Lineage: Eukaryota; Metazoa; Platyhelminthes; Cestoda; Cyclophyllidea; Taeniidae
Source: the annotation of a GenBank genome assembly